AUGUUCGACCUGCCUCAAUACAUCGUCUGGUCCAACCCCACCCCGGCUCACCCGUUCGGCCUCCAACUAUGGCCCAUCUUCAACAAGGCGUUCGAGCUCGUGACAGGCUACGAAGCAGACGACUUCCAGUUCGUCCCCUUCCACACCUUCUUGGCUAACUUCCCGCACGCCAUCUCCAUCAUCUUCGCCUACUACAUCAUCAUCUUCGGCGGCCAGUUCGUGAUGAACAGGUUCGACAUCCGCCCAAUCAAGCUCAACCGCCUCUUCCAGCUCCACAACCUCUUCCUCACGUCCGUGUCGCUCGUCUUGCUCCUCUUGAUGGUCGAGCAGGUCUUCCCCAUCUGGUACUACCACGGCCUGCUCCACUCCGUGUGCUCCAGCGACGCCUUCACCAAGAGGUUGGUGUGUCUCUACUACCUCAACUACUUGACCAAGUUCCUCGAGUUGUUCGACACCGCCUUCUUGGUCCUCAGAAGAAAGAAGUUGCUCUUCCUCCACACCUACCACCACGGCGCCACCGCCCUGUUGUGCUACACCCAGAUCGUCGGCCACACCUCCGUCGAGUGGGUCGUCAUCUCCUUGAACUUGUCCGUCCACGUCCUCAUGUACUUCUACUACUUCCUCUCCUCCUGCGGCAUCAAGGUCUGGUGGAAACAGUGGGUCACCCGCUUCCAGAUCAUCCAGUUCUUGAUCGACAUCUGCUUCAUCUACACCUGCACCUACACCUACUACGCCAACGUCUACUUCGACGGCAUCCUCCCCCACUUGGGCGACUGUUACGGAACCCAGGAGGCAGCCUUCUACGGUUACGUCAUCAUCACCUCCUACUUGUUCCUGUUCAUCUCCUUCUACAUCUCUGUCUACUUGAAGAAGGACACCAAGAAGGCCGUCGCCGCCAGCAAGGACGCACCAGCACCAGCAGCACCUGCUCCAGCCACCGCUUCCUCCGCUUCUGCCAAGUCCAAGAAGUCCAGGAAAGCUUGA
Messenger RNA from Pichia membranifaciens NRRL Y-2026, 984 nucleotides. RefSeq lists its product as hypothetical. Lineage: Eukaryota; Fungi; Ascomycota; Pichiomycetes; Pichiales; Pichiaceae. The coding region runs from base 1 to 984 and encodes 327 amino acids. Gene Ontology annotation, molecular function: fatty acid elongase activity. Gene Ontology annotation, cellular component: endoplasmic reticulum membrane. Gene Ontology annotation, biological process: fatty acid elongation, saturated fatty acid; very long-chain fatty acid biosynthetic process; sphingolipid biosynthetic process. The record is from RefSeq and is a predicted model, not a curated record. The transcript has a single exon.